ACUCUAAGGUAAGGCCUUUACAUGCUGCAUAUAGACCGCUAUGUGGAAUUCCACUCUCAGCACGGCCAUUACUACAAGACCCGCAUCCCGAAGUUUGGCCGAGAUUUUUCCUACCACUACCCUUCCUCUGAUCUCUACUUUGUGGGAGCCAGCUCAGAGGUCUUCAGACUGAAUCUUGAACAAGGCAGAUUCCUCAACUCCUUACAGACAGAUGCAGCAGAAAUCAACGUGUGUGACAUCAAUCCUGUUCAUCAGUUAUUUGCUGCGGGAACUUUAGAGAUCAGAGUGGACUGCUGGGACCCUCGUGUCCGGAGUCGAGUGGCUGUUUUGGACUGUGCUCUCAGCAGCAUCACUGACGGAACUGAGGUGGAAGGUCUGCCGUCUGUCAGCGCGCUGAAGUUUAAUGGCUCUCUGGGCAUGGCGGUGGGCACCAGCACUGGACAGGUUCUCGUCUAUGAUCUUCGUUCUUCACGUCCUCUGCUGGUUAAAGAUCAUUACUAUGGGCUGCCCAUCAAAUCCCUUCACUUCCACAACCCGCUGGACCUGGUGCUCUCCGCCGACUCCAAAAUCAUCAAGAUGUGGAAUAAAGACAAUGGAAAAGUAUUUUCCUCCAUCGAACCGCAGGCCAACAUCAAUGAUGUGUGUCUCUACCCCGGCUCCGGUAUGCUCUUCACUGCCAAUGAAGAUCCCAAAAUGAACACCUUUUACAUCCCUGCUCUUGGUCCGGCUCCACGCUGGUGCUCCUUCCUGGAUAACCUGACAGAGGAGCUCGAGGAGAACCCAGAGAGCACCAUCUAUGACGACUACAAGUUUGUCACCCACAAGGACCUGGAGAACCUGGGUCUGACGCAUCUGAUUGGCUCGCCUCUGCUCAGGGCCUACAUGCACGGCUUCUUCAUGGACAUCAGGCUCUACCACAAGGUGAAGACCAUGGCGAACCCGUUUGCCUAUGAAGAGUACCGUAAGGACAGAAUCCGGCAGAAGAUCGAGGAGUCGAGAGCUCAGAGAGUGCAGCUCAAGAAGCUGCCCAAGGUCAACAUGGAUCUGGCCAUGAAACUCAUGGAGGAAAGUGAGCUUUCAACCAAGAAGAAGAAGAAAAAGGGCAAUGCCGUAGCCAAUCUCCUGACGGAUGACCGCUUCAAGGUGAUGUUCGAGAACCCUGAUUACCAGGUGGAUGUGCGAAGCGAGGAGUUCCGGCUGCUCAACCCCAUCGUGUCUAAAGUGGGUGAAAAGAGGAGGCAGAAACUCAGCCAGAUUGUUCAGCAAGAGGAACAGGAUUCUUGCUUGGGAGACGUGCACACUGGCCCUGGCCUUGAGGCUUAUCUGAAAGGAUUCAACUUCACUGGUGAACCUCCUUGGCUGUCCGACAUCUGUUAG
Molecule: messenger RNA, 1377 nt
Organism: Sinocyclocheilus grahami
Lineage: Eukaryota; Metazoa; Chordata; Actinopteri; Cypriniformes; Cyprinidae
Gene: nol10
Product: nucleolar protein 10
Exons: 15
Coding region: 22-1377 (451 amino acids)
Biological process (GO): maturation of SSU-rRNA from tricistronic rRNA transcript (SSU-rRNA, 5.8S rRNA, LSU-rRNA)
Cellular component (GO): small-subunit processome; nucleolus; nucleus
Molecular function (GO): protein binding
Source: RefSeq, a predicted model, not a curated record